Hibiscus syriacus is the source of this 1353-nucleotide messenger RNA. Its product is annotated as B3 domain-containing transcription factor VRN1-like. Lineage: Eukaryota; Viridiplantae; Streptophyta; Magnoliopsida; Malvales; Malvaceae. Bases 81 to 1211 code for a protein of 376 amino acids. Gene Ontology annotation, molecular function: DNA binding. The transcript is spliced from 4 exons. The record is from RefSeq and is a predicted model, not a curated record.
AGAAACAUAGAAAGUAUCAAACUUUCAAAAGGAAACAUAAAAAUCCUUUCUCACAGAGUUUUGAUGGUCAAAGAAAAACUAUGUCACAAUCAGUGGGUCCAUCUUUGCCUGAGAACAACAAAUCCUGCAUCUUCUACAAGCUAAUGGUGCCCUCCAUUCUCCAUGACAAGAAGCUAAGGAUCCCGAAUAAGUUCGUCAAGAGAUUCGGCGACGAACUCGCUUCGAUCGCUACGCUCGCCGUUCCCGGUGGCCGGCAAUGGCUAGUCGAAUUGUGGAAAGAUGACAAGAAGAUAUGGCUCGACAGUGGUUGGAAUACGUUUGUCGAACAUUAUUCCAUCUGCAUUGGGUACUUCUUGGUGUUCAAAUACGAAGGGAAUUCUCGUUUCGAUGUUAAUGUGUAUAAUCUAAAAGCUUCGGAGAUCGAUUACCUGUCGAAUGGUCUAAAUAAUUUGCCGGAACCGGUUUGUAAUCCGCGUUUAAAAGACGUCAAAGAUGGUGACUUUGCUGAUAAGGAUGUUGAAGAUUGUCUAUAUCAUGAUAGGAAGAGGUAUAAGAGCUCUACAUGCCUGCAUUCAAACCAUGAACUUCAUGAUUUACGAGCAAUGCCUCGAUCUACCCGAGACAAAGGCAUUCAGUUCAAUGGGGUUGAUGUUACGAGUACCGGAGAUGAAGGCAGACUGUGUUUCUCGAACGAGACACAACGGAUCAACGAAGCUAUGAAACAAGAACCGGACCUGAAUAUGGAAGAACACGGGCCAUUAUGGAAAAUCAAAGUGAAAGACGAGCUUCCAGCCCCGAACUCUCCGAGUGUUCCCCGUAGGCGGCGAGACGUGACAGCAGAAGGAAAACAGAACGCGUUCCAUGCGGCUUCGAUGUUCAAACCCGACAAUCCUUUCUGCAGGGUCAUCUUGCGACCAUCCUACGUAUACAAGGGAGUACUUCUCCACUUGCCCCGCUGCUUUGCUCAGAAGUACCUGAACGGAGUCGACGGGGUUAUAACGCUCCAGGUAUCGGACGGUGAAAAAUGGCCAGUCCAAUGUGUUUAUGGUAACAACAACUUGAAGUUCAGCAAAGGAUGGGCCGAAUUCGUCAUGGAUAACGACUUAGACGAAGGAGAUGUUUGCAUAUUCGAGCUGAUUAACACGAAAGAGAUUGUGCUGAAAGUUACCAUAUUCCGAGCUCUUCGGCCGAGUAAUCCGAUCGUCGCCUAGAUAAUACCAUCAGGUACCUCUUUCGUGCAGGUUAUUGUAAUGACAUUGAACUCGACUGCGGUAGCAUAAAUGUGUAUAAAAUCCUAGACGAGUUUGAGUUAUAACUCAGCUGCUUUAUUGGUAUAUUUGCAAUUUAGUGUAU